Molecule: messenger RNA, 156 nt
Organism: Racocetra persica
Lineage: Eukaryota; Fungi; Glomeromycota; Glomeromycetes; Diversisporales; Gigasporaceae
Source: the annotation of a GenBank genome assembly
AUGGCGAUACCUAUAGAAGAUUGGUAUUAUGAUGUUCCUGUAAUCACAAGAACCUUUGUAACCGCGGCGGUUUUGACUAGCUUGGCUGUGCAAGUUGGUCUUGUGACUCCUUUUCAACUUUACUUCAAUUUUGAUAAAGCUUUUUAUGAUCUCCAG